Molecule: messenger RNA, 1415 nt
Organism: Trametes versicolor FP-101664 SS1
Lineage: Eukaryota; Fungi; Basidiomycota; Agaricomycetes; Polyporales; Polyporaceae
Exons: 2
Coding region: 1-1317 (438 amino acids)
Biological process (GO): protein polyubiquitination; ubiquitin-dependent protein catabolic process; positive regulation of proteasomal ubiquitin-dependent protein catabolic process
Cellular component (GO): cytoplasm; ubiquitin ligase complex
Molecular function (GO): ubiquitin protein ligase activity; ubiquitin conjugating enzyme binding; zinc ion binding
Source: RefSeq, a predicted model, not a curated record
AUGCUGAAGGUCCUGACCGCCAACGCUCUCCCGCCGGCAAAUGCUCAACGGCCCCCUCAUCUCUUCCCGAAAGCUCCGCGGCAAGUCCCCUUUCAAGAUGACAUAACUCUGUCCAAGUUACUGGGGCAUGUCGCCCGAGUACGGCUGGCCGAUACCCCGCAACCGCGCCCUGCGGGCCGCGCCGUCCCAGAAGUUCCCUUGAGCCCCGGGGCGCAAGCGCUGGAAGACGAAGAGCUCGCGUUCCAACUGUUUGUGCAAGACACUAAAGAUGUCAGCCGGAACGAAGAUGCUCUGGACGAAUUCGUCCGGAUGGAGGCGAUGGACCAGUACAACCAUGAGGUGGCUGUUGCGCUUUCGGAGGGCAGGGAACCGCCACCUAUUCCCGACUUCCCGGAACGACACUCACGUGUGCUGGACGAAUGGGAAUCGUCCCCUCCCUACAGUACAGAGGGGGACACGUGCCCGAACUCUCCGCAAGACGAAGAUGGCGAGUCCGAGAUGCGCAAGGUUGCACCCAUUCGUCUCUGGGGGCAAAUCCCUGCAGACGAAACCUCAGACGACGAAGAAGUGGACAUGGAGACGUUGAGGGCCCAGCGGGCCUUGCGCACUCGCGUCAUCCGCCUCCGCAAGCGGCUCGCAGACGUCGACUUCGAGACCGACAUCUCCUCCCCUCCUUCGCCCAUUCUACCGCCCACCCCGCCUCUACCUCCGCCUCCACCCCCCUGCUGCACGGUCUGCGGUGAUGACAUCGCCUCGACCGUCGUCCGCCUCGACUGUGGGCACACCUUCGACGUCGGCUGCAUGCGCGAGAUGUUCGAGCGCGCGACCGUCGACGAGGAGCUCUUCCCGCCCAAGUGCUGCACUGGCGCCGUCGCACUCUCCGCCGCCGAGCCGCACCUCGACCCCGCAUUCGUGGCCCGCUACCACAAGAAGGCGCGCGAGUUCAGCACCGCGAACCGCGUAUACUGCCACGUCCCCACAUGCGCGGCGUUCCUCGGGGCCGCCGCACCCGCGGAGACGCCCAACCCGGAGACGCUGCGCUGCGAGCAGUGCGGCGCGGGGACGUGUGCCGCGUGCAAGGAGCAGAUGCACCCGGGGGUGCCGUGCCACUUUGCGGCGGAGGACGCGGUGCUGGACCUGGGGAAGGAACACGGGUGGCAGCGCUGCGGUGCGUGCAAGCACCUCGUCGAGCUCUCGAUCGGGUGCUACCAUAUCGUGUGCCGGUGCGGGAACCAGUUCUGCUACCUGUGCGCGGCGCCGUGGAAGCAGUGCAACUGCGAGCUGUUCUAUGUGCCGCCGGAGGAGCCUGAGGCUUGAGGAGUGAGCGCGCUUCCACUGGCGGGGUAAAGGUGAAAUAUUGCGUAGCGUGUAAGUAGCUCGCUCGGUGGCUGGAUUCCACGGCGGUACCAUGUAUU